UGCCGGAGCAAGAAAGGGCUGCUUGAGGAGAGAUGCUGCACCCUGCACCGCGCUGGGCUUAAGGAUUCAGGGCGCGAAGAGCGAAGUCCACCCGGAAUGCAGCGCUGCUGGGGAUCCAGGCGUCCCCACCCACUGGGCUCUGCUCCGCGGUCACCCCUCCUCCCGGUUGGGACAGGUGGAACUCUGCCAUUGUCCAACAUGCUGCGAUUCAGUCUCUCACCCACCUUUUCGAUGGGAUUUCAUGUGUUAGUCAUGGUGGCUCUCUUGUUUUCCCACGUGGACCAUAUAAGCGCUGAGACAGAAAUGGAAGGAGAAGGCAAUGAAACCGGCGAGUGUACUGGCUCCUAUCACUGUAAGAAAGGGGUGAUUUUACCCAUUUGGGAGCCCCAAAACCCUUCCUUUGGGGACAAAAUUGCUAGAGCGACUGUGUAUUUUGUGGCCAUGGUCUACAUGUUUCUCGGAGUCUCUAUCAUUGCCGACCGAUUCAUGUCCUCUAUAGAAGUCAUCACGUCUCAAGAAAAAGAAAUCACCAUAAAGAAACCCAAUGGAGAGACCACCAAGACUACUGUGAGGAUCUGGAAUGAGACGGUGUCCAACCUGACCUUGAUGGCCCUGGGAUCUUCAGCUCCAGAGAUUCUGCUUUCAGUAAUCGAGGUGUGUGGCCAUAACUUCACUGCAGGAGACCUCGGUCCUAGCACCAUUGUGGGGAGUGCCGCAUUCAAUAUGUUCAUCAUUAUUGCACUUUGUGUUUACGUCGUCCCAGAUGGGGAGACAAGGAAGAUUAAGCAUUUGCGUGUGUUCUUUGUGACAGCAGCCUGGAGCAUCUUUGCCUAUACCUGGCUUUACAUCAUUUUGUCUGUCAUCUCUCCUGGGGUCGUGGAGGUCUGGGAAGGUUUGCUUACUCUCUUCUUCUUUCCCAUCUGUGUUGUGUUCGCUUGGGUGGCAGAUAGGAGGCUUCUGUUUUACAAGUAUGUCUACAAGAGGUACCGGGCUGGCAAGCAGAGGGGAAUGAUUAUUGAACAUGAAGGAGACAGGCCGUCUUCCAAAACAGAAAUUGAGAUGGAUGGGAAAGUGGUCAAUUCCCACGUUGACAGUUUCUUAGAUGGUGCUCUAGUUCUGGAAGUCGAUGAGAGGGACCAAGAUGAUGAAGAAGCCAGACGAGAAAUGGCUAGGAUUCUGAAGGAACUCAAGCAGAAGCAUCCGGAGAAGGAAAUAGAGCAAUUAAUAGAAUUAGCCAACUACCAAGUCUUAAGUCAGCAGCAAAAAAGUCGAGCAUUUUACCGAAUUCAGGCUACCCGCCUGAUGACCGGAGCAGGCAACAUCCUAAAGAGGCAUGCAGCUGACCAAGCCAGGAAGGCCGUCAGCAUGCACGAGGUCAACACGGACGUGGCUGAAAAUGACCCUGUCAGUAAGAUCUUCUUUGAACAAGGAACAUAUCAGUGUCUGGAGAACUGUGGUACGGUAGCCCUGACCAUUAUCCGCAGAGGUGGUGAUUUGACCAACACUGUGUUUGUUGACUUCAGAACAGAGGAUGGCACCGCCAAUGCCGGGUCUGAUUACGAAUUUACCGAAGGAACUGUGGUCUUUAAGCCUGGUGAGACCCAGAAGGAAAUCAGAGUUGGCAUCAUCGAUGACGACAUCUUUGAGGAAGAUGAGAAUUUCCUUGUGCAUCUCAGCAACGUCAAAGUAUCUUCUGAAGCCUCGGAAGAUGGCAUCCUGGAAGCCAAUCAUGUCUCUACACUCGCUUGCCUGGGAUCUCCCUGCACUGCCACCGUGACUAUUUUUGAUGAUGACCACGCAGGCAUCUUUACUUUUGAGGAACCUGUGACUCACGUGAGUGAGAGCAUUGGCAUCAUGGAGGUGAAAGUGUUGAGAACAUCUGGAGCACGCGGAAAUGUUAUCGUUCCCUAUAAAACCAUUGAAGGGACCGCCAGAGGCGGAGGGGAGGACUUUGAGGACACGUGCGGAGAGCUCGAGUUCCAGAACGAUGAAAUUGUCAAAACAAUAUCAGUCAAGGUAAUUGAUGAUGAGGAGUAUGAGAAAAACAAGACCUUCCUCCUUGUGAUUGGCGAGCCCCGCUUGGUGGAGAUGAGUGAGAAGAAAGCCCUGUUAUUGAAUGAGCUUGGUGGCUUCACAAUAACAGAGGAAUGUGAUGACAAGCAGCCGCUGACCAGCAAAGAGGAGGAGGAGAGGCGCAUUGCAGAAAUGGGGCGUCCCAUUCUGGGAGAGCACACCAGGCUGGAAGUGAUCAUUGAAGAAUCCUAUGAGUUCAAGAGUACCGUGGACAAACUUAUUAAGAAGACAAACCUAGCCCUCGUGGUUGGGACAAACAGCUGGAGAGAACAGUUUAUCGAAGCGAUCACUGUCAGUGCUGGGGAAGAUGACGACGACGAUGAAUGUGGGGAGGAGAAGCUGCCCUCCUGCUUCGAUUACGUGAUGCACUUUCUGACUGUGUUCUGGAAGGUUCUCUUCGCCUUCGUCCCCCCUACAGAAUACUGGAAUGGCUGGGCGUGUUUCAUCAUCUCCAUCCUCAUGAUUGGCGUGCUGACGGCUUUCAUCGGAGACCUGGCUUCCCACUUUGGCUGCACCAUCGGCCUGAAGGAUUCCGUGACUGCGGUAGUGUUCGUGGCGCUUGGAACCUCAGUGCCAGACACGUUUGCAAGCAAAGUGGCCGCCACCCAGGACCAGUACGCAGAUGCAUCCAUAGGUAACGUCACAGGCAGCAACGCAGUGAAUGUCUUCCUGGGAAUUGGCGUGGCCUGGUCCAUCGCUGCCAUCUACCACGCGGCCAACGGGGAACAGUUCAAAGUGUCCCCUGGCACGCUAGCUUUCUCCGUCACUCUCUUCACCAUUUUUGCUUUCAUCAAUGUCGGGGUGCUGCUGUAUCGGCGGAGGCCAGAAAUCGGAGGUGAGCUGGGUGGGCCCCGGACUGCCAAGCUCCUCACAUCCUGCCUCUUUGUGCUCCUGUGGCUCUUGUACAUUUUCUUCUCCUCCCUGGAGGCCUACUGCCACAUAAAAGGCUUCUAAAGGAACAAUCAGAUGUAGUAAAUUUAUAUAUAUAUAUAUACAUAUAUAUACAUAAAAAAUUAUGUAUAACGAACAGAAGAAACUGACAUUUGUCAUGUCCACUUACCUGCUGAUGGAAUCCAGCUUCACAAGCAGACUGUACUAGGGCCGGAGUGAGAAGGCGUCACCUCCUGUUCCCAGGGGCUUCGUCACGUUGAACCAGGCAUGGAGGCAGGGCCAUCUUUGCAGCUCAGCCUCUGAGGGCUGUGUUCUCCCCGGGUUCAUAAAUCGUUAAGUCUUUGAUUUGUUUUCUGUUUGUUUUUGCUUGUUUGGGGCGGGGGUUGGGGAGGUAGUUGAUGUUAGGCUUUUGUUUUGUUUUUUUUUUUGGGGAGGAUCAGGGUUUUUGCUCCUCUUGUGGGAGGUGAUGACCAAUCUAAAUGCAAAUGGGUUUUGGGUAAAAAUGGAAAUCAUUAAGAUUACUCUCCCUUCCCCCAAACAUUUAAAAAAUUAUUUUGGAUUAAGAGAGAGAGAGGAAAUGGGCAUGGAAAAAGAAAGCAGCAUGUCUUCACCAUAUAACUAAAUUUCAUGCUCAACUCUGGGACGGGAGCAGAGGUGAAGCUGCCUCCAAGAAGAAGCAUGGCAGCUGGAAUGGAGCCCAGAAAAGUCAUGGUCCUAGAUAGAGUCGGAUAGUGAAAGAUAGGAUGCCUGGCACUCUUGUUCACCAGGUACAGGAACAUCGUGCCUAGAUUCCCAGGAACAUGCAAAAUCCUUUCUUAUCUCUUUGGCACUGGACUGUGAUUAGCAAGGCCCUUAUAGUCUGGUGUUCCAGCCCUGCUAACCCCCCAGGCCCCCCCACCCCACCCCGCCUCUUCCUGCUCACCACCCCUCAUACAAACAGGAAGAACAACCCCAUUCCCAAAGCACAUCAUCCUUUUCCAUUUGCAUCAGUAUGUGUCCCAGUCCCAUGUUGCUCUUGCCUGGGAUCGUCCGUCAGUCCUGUUUUCAAAAGCAUCCAUGGCCUGCACACUCCUGUUCCAGUCAUGACCGGACGUUUGCUCCUCCUUCAUGUGCCUGUUUGGGAAUGUUGUUGUGAUACCUGUUACACAGUGCAUGGAUGAAAAACAAAUACAACAAAACAAAGCGUAUCUGUAUAUAGUAGAGUAUAGCAUAUACUGUUCUCCCAUUAGACAACGUUGAUUGAUUGGGCACUGAAGACAUAAGUGAGUUUUCUUUUCACCCGAGUUGUAACUUUUGUGUUGUUACUGAGUUUGAUUAGGGAUAAAAGGAGAAAAUGGCUCAUUCAUGGAUCUGCAUGUUCAUUUCUAAGAAGCAAUAACUGUCUGUUACAUGGGAAGUUAAAGCUAUUGAGAGGACAGUAGGCAAACUACAAAGUACCUUCGUGGAAAAUCAGCCACUUGGUACACAUCAGAGCCUCAAAAGCUCACCCGUUGGUUCAGGAAGGCCGAGGAGGAGGGCAUGUAGAGAAGGGGAUGCGUUAGGUGUGCCUGAGCUUUGAAAGGCUCCAUUCCCACAACACCCCUGCCCCCAAAGUAUUUAUUUCACAUCUGCUCUGUCUGGCACAGAUGGUAGAUAGUGCUGGUUUGUUCAUUUUAUUUUUGUAUGUAAAAGGCAAUUUGGACCCCUGUUUCUUUCACCGUCCAGACCCCUCUGAUUGUACGUGCAGUUCCUGAGGAGGAAAGAAGCCACGGUGAGCAACAGGCCUUUAAAAGUGUAUCUUCUCUACUUAGGACUAAGGAGGAAGCAAUUAAAUGGGAUGAUGAGUGCCCCCCGGGAGCAUUGCCCUGGGAGAUUUUUAACCCUGGAAAAGGAAUGGCUCUUUCUGUUUCACAGUAUUCAGAGAGUGUGGAUAAAGCCAACAUUCCAAAGCCAUGAGUCCACGAAUGAGGUAUAAAUGGAAUGACUUAGGUCCCCUCUCAGACACUUCUCUAUCCAUAAAGAAUCCCAGGCCAGAGACACCCCUAAGCCCUCUGUAUUGAUUCAAAGAUACUUAACGCUCAACAAUUUUAAUUUGUGUUUUCUUCCACUUAAUAAUCACGCUCAUUCAUCAUUUAAUAAACAUUGGGUGACCGAAUGAAUAAUUAAAUGCUGGUUACCCACUUUGAGGGCAAACUCUAACCCAUUUUUUUUGUUUUUUGAAGAUUUAUUAAAUAGAAAGCUAGCCUAGGAACACCAAGUAAAUUGUCAAGGGAUAUGAGUUGUUGAAACAUUAGAAAGACUUUGCCCUCCUUUCUAGCCAUAUUUGGAAUGUUAAUAAUCCCAUCGCAAAUUUUCACAAAGGACUUUAAGAAAUCCUUGCUGUUGGUCAACUUCAAAGCUUUUUGGUUUGUUUGCUUUUUAAAUUUUCCUGUUUUAGAGAAAAUAUGAUUCUGGUUGUUCAGGGUUGUAUUAGGAAUUAUAGUCGUGUAAAAUUAUUUUGUUCGAUUAUUUUGUGUGUAUUAUGCACAGCUUGGGGGGGAAGUGCACUGAUUGUGCUGUUCCUUAUAAAUGGUACACACUAUUGACACAGACAAAUAAAGUUUCUAAUUGUUUCUGAUUUAAUCACUAGUGAUACAGCAUAUUCUGUAUGGAAUGUUUUC
Messenger RNA from Physeter macrocephalus (sperm whale), 5603 nucleotides. It is a transcript of the gene SLC8A1, whose product is annotated as solute carrier family 8 member A1. Gene Ontology annotation, biological process: sodium ion transmembrane transport; cell communication; calcium ion import across plasma membrane. Gene Ontology annotation, cellular component: postsynapse; axon; sarcolemma. Gene Ontology annotation, molecular function: calcium:sodium antiporter activity. Lineage: Eukaryota; Metazoa; Chordata; Mammalia; Artiodactyla; Physeteridae. The transcript has 9 exons. The record is from RefSeq and is a predicted model, not a curated record. The coding region runs from base 97 to 3027 and encodes 976 amino acids.